UCUAACUUUUUAUUUUGGUGCUGCUAGUAAGACCUCCAGCUCCUGUUGUGUCACGUUUGCAGGUUGUUAUCUUGCAAUACUUUUUCAAUAUAUUAUCCCGUAACUUCACUUAGUCCCACAGUCACAACUGGAGCUCAACACAGCUUCCUUCUUGUUCCAAACCCGACUCCUUUCAUGUGAGAGACUUUGAUCCACCCCUGACUAUCAACCUGCAAACCACCCUGUCUGCUAACCAGCAUAAACACAUAGAAACUGUCAGUGAGCAGGACCACCACCCACCAAAAGCUGAAACUUACAUUCCACACAAUCAGCCAGUGAGAGAUACGUGCAUCCGCUGAAGCAGCCUGCGAGACAUCUAACUGGCCUGACCAACGGGCAACAAGCAGCAGACAAGUUAGCCAAACAGACGGGCAGCCAUGUUGAUCAUCUUAGCCUUCAUUGUCCUCUUCCAUCUGGCUACAGCCAUCCUGCUCUUUGUUGCAACUAUUCACAAUGCGUGGUGGGUGGUGUCACCACCUGGACGUGACGUGAUCUACACUGACCUGUGGUACUCCUGUAACGUCACAUGCUUCCCUGUGGAGAACAGCCAUACCGCUGAUGCAGCCUACCUGCAGGCGGUCCAGGCCACUAUGAUCCUCGCCUCCAUUUUAUGUUGCGUCAGCUUCUUCGUCUUCAUCCUACAGCUCUUCAGGAUCAAACAGGGAGAGAGAUUCGUUUUCACCGCUGUUAUCCAACUGUUGGCCUCUCUAUGUGUGAUGAUCGCAGCGUCCAUUUACACGGCUCAGAAAAACAGCUUUCAUGUGCCAAGUCUUCAGGAAGGCUCCUACGGCUCUUCUUAUGUCCUGGCCUGGAUCUGCUUCCCCAUGACUCUCAUCAGCGGCCUCAUGUACCUGGUGCUCAGGAAGCGCAAAUAGAUGUGACAGGCUUGAUGCAAAAACUCACAAAUAUGCAAAUGUAUAAAUAGGAACACUUGGACAAAAAUGCAUAAAGACAUACACUUUUCCUCAACAAACAUACCUACGCACAUGCUCUUUCUAACCCUUAGGUUUUAUAAUACCAUUGGAGAUCAGGAAAUAUCCCAGAAAUGUCAAAUCCAUUUAACUUAAAGUCUUGUGUUCAGAGCCAGACACACUUUGUCCACCUUACAAACUCAAAACCCCAAAUAAUCACACACCCUUCUCCCUCCUGAUGGUACAUUGUUCUCACCAAAUGUGGUAAGGAUGCGUUAGGACUCCCCAGACUGCCAGUGUGUUCAUUAUGGGCUAUAUAUUUGUUCCAAACAAGUGCCUCAGAAACAUGGCUGACAGACCCACUGUCUAUGUUUUUCCUUUUUUCAUGCAUGACAGUAACUAAAAUAUUUUUCUGUAAACAUUUAAGGCGAGAAUUACACCAUGAUUCACAUUUGAUUUGCAAUGCCUGGUUUGAAAGGUGUCAGGUGACUUUUGCCAGCUAGAUACACAGCGCUUAAUAGGUUCAUUUGCAUAAAGCUGAGAACAUGCAUUCCAUGCAAAUGCGCUCAUUCACUUAUUGCUCUGCAUAGAACAUACACGACAUGGCCAGCUGAGACUCUGGUGGUCCAGCUGUGAUUGCAUUUGGUGAGAACAUACUCUGACUAUCCUCUUCCCUCUUUUCCCCCCAGCCAACACAUUGAUUUAUCUCUUGUCUCAUUGUGUACCGGUUCCCCUCCCACACCAUUCAUAGGAACUUGUGUAAAAUAUCUAAUCACAAAGGAUAAAGGUUGAAGAAGAAAAGUGGGGAGGUUUGCCUCACUGGGACACAGCCCCUGGACUUUCCAAAGGGUCCAUUCGUUUUUUGUGAAGCUUUAGUCAACAGAAUUUAUUUUGUACAUAUUUGCUGUGUAUGUAUAGUUCAGGUAAUUGCCAAAAACUUAUUUCUAAGACUGAACUACAGUGGGGUCCAAAAGUGUGAGACCACAUCUCAAACUUUUGGACCCCACUGUACGAGAAAAACAGAGAAUCUUAUGUUAACCAUAGUAUAUAGGAAGUGUAGUGAAGCAGUAGGUGAGGUAUAAUAUGUAGGAUUUUAACCUGUUGUUUGUAUUCUUAUGUUACUGACUCGUAUUUUAUUGGUGAAAAAGGAACCAAUGAUGUGCUGUGAUAUUUGGGAUUUAAAAUGACAAAACAGAAACAUGCAAACUUGAAGUAAGAAUGAACAUUUCUUUGUUAUUAUUGUGCCUUUUUUGUUCACAGCUUCACUGAAAAAAGACAAACACUAUUUAUUGUUUAAAACCACUGUUGUUUAUUUUAGCAUGUGACUGAGUGUGUAUGAAAUAAUUCAGUCUUCCCUCUCUGGCCAAGCUACUGUUUAUUUGGUCCAUUACUCAUACAUCUCCAUCACCCAUAUAGACGUAUUACAUUUAAUGUCAAUAAAUUCAUUACUGUGUUGUACAUGCCACCAAUUCCCAGAAUUACUUGUGGCCACAGCAUUCAUAUAGAUAAUGUUUGAUUCCACAUUAGACCUGCAUAAACUGGUUUUACUUUCUUUUUUCUCGGUGUUGGUUUUGGGGUGACACAGUUAAGGGAGACCAGCGGGGUAUUAAUAUGGUAGCUGCUAGGACCUGAAACAAAGGAAACAAGCACUGGGUUGUUAAGUGAUAGAAAUGUGUCCAUGUUGGACAGACUUUGGACCACAGAGCCUGGUAACAUACCAGCUCAUCAAAAAUGAAGAUUCAGGGAAGGGAAAUGAAGAAUUUGCUCUGCUAUCUCAAGAUGAUACUUGAUUGAGAUUGUGAUGUUUGUUGUUCUUGUUUGUUGUUUUUGUGAAGUUGUUAUCUUAAAAGUGUUUCACUAAAUAAUAAGCCUCCUGUUUGCAUGAAGUUUUUGUCCUUCAGCGAGUCCCUUUAACUUGAGAUGAAAAGUAAGUUGUUGAAGUUCCAUAGGCUGGAGAAGGAGAUGUUUUUUUUUUUUUUUUUGUGAAAUACAGUUUAUUAUAGAUUAUGUAAAAUUUGGAUUCAUUUGACAUUGAUCAAAAACAUUCUAUAUUAUGAAUAAACCAAGAACUUGAACAUAAAUUCUGUGCAUUCUCUGUUGCAGAUAUUCAACAGAAAUCACAGCUAUCUGUCUUAAGAGUUGACUUAUUAGAGCUACUCUUGAUUUAGAGUUGGAAAUGUUUUGUUAUUGUUGUGCUUAUUUUCCUGUAGUGUGUUUUAUGUCAAUGCAGAUGAACUGUAUCUUAGUCAAUGUUGAUCUAUACAAAUAACCAGAUGGCCAUACUGACAAAUAAUUAUACAGCUUGUUGAAGCCAAAAUUGUAUUUAUGGGGAUUUUUUAAAAACAUUUUUUGCAGUUAAAAUAUUUCAAAUGCUUUCAAAUGAAGUAUUAAUUACACAUUGGUUGAGAAUCUCAUGUUGUUUUACAGUGGAGACAUGUUGAAAGUUUGCUUUAGGGCAUAGGAUUCAUCCAAAAGUUUUUUGUGAGAUCUGACACAGGCUUAUAUGUCAUGGCAAACGGGAGUGUUUCUGCUUGUUACAGACUCCUUUGCUUUUACUCUUUUAGGCAAAUUCAAUUACAGCAUGCUAUUUAUUUUGGCCUCUGUUGCAGCAUCAGUGGCAGCUUCUACAAUCUGUACGAAAUGACUGUCUUCAUGUCUUCCAACUGAAAUGUUUGUCUGCUAUUGACACCCAGUGGACUGACAGAAAACUACACCAUGUGUAGCUGUUAUUUUUAUAGCUUCAGGCUACAGAAUAGACUCCUGCAAGCUCCUGCCGAUCACUCCUGCAAAGAAUGAGCAGUUUCUGCUUGGUGAAUCCUGCUGCUCUAAUCUCAGAACCACAGAUUGGGCAAACUACCAGCAGAUUCAGGAACAAAGACUCAUCUCCCCUGCAAAAUAUUUAUUGGUGCUUAUUUUUCUUGCCGUGUUCCCCACCCAUCAGAUGUAGAUCUCAAUAAAUGUAUUUUACAAUGAAUAAAA
Molecule: messenger RNA, 3929 nt
Organism: Seriola aureovittata
Lineage: Eukaryota; Metazoa; Chordata; Actinopteri; Carangiformes; Carangidae
Gene: emp2
Product: epithelial membrane protein 2
Exons: 5
Coding region: 417-914 (165 amino acids)
Cellular component (GO): plasma membrane
Source: RefSeq, a predicted model, not a curated record